UCGGCCAGGGCCUUUUGAGAACCGUGCACUGUGUCGAAAGAGUGGGGAGAGGCAGUCCUCCACAACCACACCCGUAACCUGAGACAACUCUUUCUUGUUUCCUGCGUUGUCAACUGCUAGUUUCCUGUCUUUCUACUAUUCCAUAUCCACAUCCAUAUGGACUCAUUCUCCAUUCAGUGGCACGCCCUCAAUCUACUACUGAAUCCUUUCAUUGUCCACCAACGACAAAGCCGAUCCAACGGGCCGCACGUCAUAAUCAUAAAUUAGCCGCUACAAACCGACCGUUGCUUCACGGACUUUACGGCAUUCAUAACAGACGGGGGUCCCGAGUCCCACGCUCUGAGCACGAGGAGACUGGUCCUUCCACAUUGUUACCACGCGAGUGGCACGUUGAUCACCUCGGCCACCUAUACCGCCAUCUUCGAGCCGGCCUCAUCCGCGACCCACGCCGAUUGCCUCGACCAUGGCAUUUCGCGAGAGGAUAAAGAAGGCUCUGCGAAAAGCCUCUCCAAAUUCGUCACUCCACAAGUCAUCCACAACAGAUUCUGGCAAAGGUCGAGAACGAUGGCCAUCGAAUGUGUAUAAACCCGGCGAACCAAUGCCACGUGCAAAGUACCGCGCACCCGUCAAGAAAGAACACAAAGAAAAACUCGAGUCGUUCAGUUUUGCCUCGGCUUGGAGGAGGAAGAGUUUCAUGAGCGAAUACAGUCCUAUGGGGACGAGAAUGCCGAGUCGACGAGCGAGUCUGAUCAGCAGAAAGAGUUUUGGAGGCAGAAGCAGUUUGAGUCGGAGAAACAGUAUGAGUAUGAGCAGGAGGAAUAGUGUUUCUGGAGGAGUCAAGAGCGGUCGGGAAAGUCUAGAAGUUCCACGAGAAAGACAUGCUGCUCUUGCGCCUGCGCUGUCGACUGAGAUGGAGAAUGAGGGUGAUGACGACGUGACCAACGUCGGUCUCUCACGAGUCCAGUCAAGAGAAGACAAACCGCACCGACCUGUCUAUUCGAGACGUCAAACCGGCGAAUAUCGAUCGAGAGCUCCCGUCAAGGCUUCACCGCUCGCACAAACAACAGAAGCACCUACAUCAACGCCUUCACAAGCGCAACAACAAGCAGCGUUUGCUCACGACCAUACACCAUUCACCGAGGAUGAGUUGGUAAGAGCUCUACAAAGAAGCCAUCUGGAAAUACCCGCGCAUUGAGGAUGACAUGGUAUGGGUAGCUCAUUCGGUCUGAGCCCGGUUGUAUUUGGUAUUUGGUGUUUGGUGUUUCUACUUGUCCCCGUCUUCCUGUCGAAAUUGACAUUGUAUCGUGGGUUCUUCUUGAGGUGCGUUUUCGGAGACGCGGCGCUUAUAUUCUGUAUUGUAGCCAAUUCAGGCAAAUCCAACAAUUACAUGUCUGGUGUUGCAAGUUCUUGCUCGUUCAUCGUAUAUU
Molecule: messenger RNA, 1427 nt
Organism: Aureobasidium subglaciale EXF-2481
Lineage: Eukaryota; Fungi; Ascomycota; Dothideomycetes; Dothideales; Saccotheciaceae
Exons: 3
Coding region: 464-1195 (243 amino acids)
Source: RefSeq, a predicted model, not a curated record